AUGCUUUGUCGAAUUACCAGAUCUAGAAUAGCAAGGAGAAGCUUUUCGGUUUCAAGGUUCCUUUCCAACAGUAACAAUAACGGCAACGGCAAUAACAACAACAAUAACAAUAACAAUAAGGGCAAUAAGGACCAGCUCCGAAAGCUCGGCUCUGUCCUACUGAAGGGGAAAGUUGGUGAACUGACCGAUAAGGAGACCAGGAAAGGCACAGCCCUUAAUAUUAGUACGAAGAAUUUACCUCCACCUUCAACUAUUGAUGAGCUGGCUCUUGAUCUUGCUGUCAAGGAGAAUAUAGACGAGCUAGAAGACUCAUAUGAGACAGUCGCUUUCAUGACUAAGGAUGACGUGCAGAUCCAAGAGAAUUUGGAUUCUGGCGGUCAAUUUGGGUCUUUUCCUUCAAAGCAUUUCUUGGAUAGAAAAGCGCUUAUCAGGAGCCUACCUGACGAGGUAGACAUGCUUGAUACUCCAUGGGAGGAAAUCGAACGCAUCUACAGCACACUCAAUAGAUUAGACGAGGAUAAGGCUGUACAUGCAAAGUACAUGAAGAGGUUUGGUAUUGACGAAAAGGAUCUUAUGACGAAGCUCCGUCUUGGACGCAAUCUCGAUGACAUGUGCAAAGCGGGCCGUCGUGGUGAAAAAUAUGACGUGCCAAAAGGUCUAGAAAGGGUCUUCAAAAGACUCUACCCCUAUAACGUCGUGGGAUUUGACCGUUCUAUACUUGGGGUUCCUCUAAGAACAGGAAAGCAUUCUUUGAAGAGUGAUGAUGAUGAGAACGCUCGAAAGCAAAUCCCCGAAGAGCUCGUUAGAGACGUUCGCCCUUUCGAUACAAAGGUUCCAGUGCAUAAGAUCGACGUUAACUUCUUCGAAGAAGACCAACUCAAAGAAAGCAUCAGCCCGUAUGACCUGAAGCCUCUUCCUCCGGAAGAUUUACUUCGGAACAUCGGCAAGCCAUUGAUCUUUGACGAUAUCGACAAUUACAAGAAGAUUGAGCAUCCCUCUGUGGAACUCUUGGAUCGUAUAGAAAGAGAGGCGCUCACAUUAAAAGAUUCCCUUUAUUUGGAAAUUGCCAGAAAAAUGAUUCCCCUGGGUACCGAUGUCGUCAAUUUGAAUGCGCCUAAACUACGGACGAACGAGUACGUUGUUGCACUGAAAGACCACCACGCAACGACAUUAUCAGGCCCAACGUUAAGUUAUCGUUACAAAUACUUUGACUUGGUUCCUGUUUACGGUAUGUUACUUACCAACAGAAAGCAUUGCAACAACCUUUACAAACAUCUAUUCAAAGUCAUUCUCAUCAAUCUCGAGGAGCAUAUCGACGUCUUGACACGUAUAAAGUAUAAGCUGCCAGAAGAGUCACAGGCAUUCCUUGGGAAACUCUACGCAAAGAUUCAUCGUGUCGUGUCGGAUAAGCUUAUGCCAAUGGCAGUCGACUCUAGACUACGAAUUUCGUUAGAUUACCAGGCUGUCAUUCAUAAGCAUAUUGCUUCGUUCAAUUUUUCCAGACUUUACUGGCUAAAGGCUCCUCAGAAGCCACCUUUUGGUGGUAGAGACUAUAAUCGUCUGGUGCGCAGAAGGGCACAGAAGUACAAUAUUCUCAUCCUUAACCCUGCGCACCUCAAAUACUCCAAGUAG
Messenger RNA from Candidozyma haemuli, 1632 nucleotides. RefSeq lists its product as uncharacterized. The record is from RefSeq and is a predicted model, not a curated record. The transcript has a single exon. Bases 1 to 1632 code for a protein of 543 amino acids. NCBI's taxonomy places the organism in Eukaryota, Fungi, Ascomycota, Pichiomycetes, Serinales, Metschnikowiaceae.